UCGGUAAAGGGGGUGACCGCAACGGUGGUCCCCUGCAGCACGAAGGGGGAAAUGCUUCAAAGAACAUCAGAAGAUUUUUUUCCAAAGAUGGAAAGUUCAGUUGAAGAGAUGGAUACCUCUGAUACCCAGUGGGGCUGGUUUUAUUUGGCUGAGUGUGGUAAAUGGCAUAUGUUUCAGACUGAUUCGAACAGUCAUUGCUCUGUUAGCAGUGAAGAUAUUGAAAGGAGUUUCCGAACAAACCCACAUGGUUCUGUUUCUUUUACUACUGCAAAAUUUAACUACACACUAGACUUUUCAGUGAUGAAACAAACCAACCUAACUACCCUUAAGCAACGUCCAAUAAAGCGAGCUCCCUUUUCUAUCAGUGCUUUCAGUUUCAUCUGUGAAAAUGAGGCUAUCCCUAUGCCUUCACACUGGGAGAAUGUAAAUACUGAGGAGCCAUAUCAGCUUAUUCCAUUGCAAAAGAAAACAAAUGAAUAUACUGAAGUUUCUAGUCUCUUUGGAAAAACAAUGGAUAGCCACCGAAUUAAAAGAAUUAAGAGAAUACAAAAUCUAGACUUGUGGGAGUUUUUUUGCAGGAAAAAAGCUCAACUGAAGAAGAAGAGAGGUGUCCCAACUAUUAAUGAGCAGAUGUUAUUUCAUGGCACCAGUAAUGAAUUUGUAGAAGCAAUAUGUAUUCAUAACUUUGACUGGAGAAUAAAUGGGAUGCAUGCUGCUGUGUAUGGAAAAGGGACCUAUUUUGCAAGAGAUGCCUCAUAUUCCAGUCGUUUCUGCAAAGAGGACAUGAAGCAUGGAGAUACUUUUCAAAUUCAUGGUGUGAAUCUGCAGCCUCAUUUGCAUAGACCAGAUAAAGUCAUGUUUCUUGCUCGUGUAUUAACUGGUGACUAUAUCAAUGGUGAUUCAAAAUACAUGAGGCCUCCUUCAAAAGAUGGAAGUUUUGUGAACUUGUAUGACAGCUGUGUGGAUAAUACCUGGAACCCAAAGAUCUUUGUUAUCUUUGAUGCCAACCAAAUCUACCCUGAGUACCUAAUAGAAUUUUGUUAAGCUUGAAAGGAGCUGAACUGGAUAUUGUUUGUGUCUUUUUGAUACUUUUGUUCCUUUUGUAAAGACAACAAUGUAAAAACAUGAAGCGUGAAAGGAGAGAGGUGAAAGAAAAGCUAGCAUAUGUUUACGGAGGAGAGAAGCUAUGAAACAUUAAGAGAGAUUGUCGGACUGUUUUAAAAAUCUGUAAACUUUACUAACGCAUUUUGCAAAUGUAGAGACUAUUACAAAUUUGAAAUUGCUUAGUGAGCCUUAAAUACAUUGGGCAUUGGUAAGUUUUCAAAGGCAAGAUUUAUGUUCUGAUUUUUUUUAAUAUAUUACAAAUAUUUAUUCUUGUGGUAGAAACAUGCCUGUAAUAUAGUAUACAUAUGAUGAAACUAAUCUUUUAUAAAGAUUGUCUGUAGAACAUAACAAUAACAAAAACAACAACAACAACAAACCCAGGGGACUUGGCUACAUAUGUGUGUGUGUCUGUGUUCUGUAGUACACGUUGCUUUUGUGUUUGGAGGUGUCUCAGUUUGGAUUCUAAACCUACAAAAAAAUCCACCUGGAGGAAACUGAUGAAAGAGCUAUAAAGUUCACCGAAGCUGUUAUGUUUAACUUCAGGUACAUUUAACUGUAAGCUUCAAUUAUAUACUUGCAAAGCUUUAAUCAUAUACUCGCAAGAUUACAAAAUGCUUGCACUAGGAUUUGAACUUUGGUUUUGAUGGAAAUGAUGCCCAUAAGCUCUUGUGGUUGUUAAUUGUUUGGUAUGUAACUGUUGAGCUCAGUGUUGGGAUAUCAGCAGUGCCGUACACCUUUCUGAGUUCUUCUAUAGAGUUUUCGCCCGCUUGCUAUAAUAUGCGUGUGUAUGCACUUACAUUCAUGCAGCUGUGCUGCUGUGAUUCUUGCCUGGUUAGGGUUUAAGAAGCACUCAGUGCUCAUGUACUUGCUGUUACUGAAGGCAAUGUUUAGAUUAACUUUACUGGAAAUAAUACAGUUAAACUAACUAUGAAAAAUUCAAAAGAUGCCAUCCUUUAAUUUUUAAACACUUUAAUAGAAAGCUUUCAAUAACACUGGUGUAGAUCAGGUUUUCAUAACUGGUAUAGUUGUGAAGUUAAAGAGUAUUUUUCACAUGUAGAAAGAGCAAAAGAGACAGUAUUUGGGUAAAGAACAAACUUGAGUACCUAAAUACAUGAAGAGCCUGAAGAAGGGGCUGUUACAGUUAAACUGUUACUGAAAUGUUAAACAAUUUGCUACAAAAUUGUCCCUAGUGUUUUUCUUUGUUAAAGGACCUAAGGAGCACUAAGAGACAAGGUCUAAGUGGAAGCCUUUCCAGGCUUCUGCUUUGGCUAUGACCAGUAACAAAUCCCUAUAGAAAUAGUAUAUAAUUAUGGCAGAUAUGGAAUGAUCUGUAUUGAUCUGUCAUGGAAUUGUUAAUGGACUUUUUGGAUCAAAGGCUAUGUUUAAAACCUAUUUUAUUUAAAAGGCACUGCAGCUGGCAUGACCAAGUCUGCUCAAAAUCAUAUUAAACCUAUGGAACUGGAAGCAGAAUAUGACUACAUAUCUGGCAUCGUAACUGAGGAUGCAAACAUUCUUCCUUCUCCUUAGUGCGGUUAUCUUUGCCUGUCAGUGGAUCUUGCACAAAUUGGGUGUCUGUAUUUAUAAUUUCAUGGCAGCUUUUCCUUUUGUUUCUGUUCCUAAACCAUUUAGGGCUACGAUGCAUUUUCCUUUAUUUUAGUGCAAUAGGAAGUAUGAUCUCUGAUCCCAGUUGGGAGCUCUAGGUUCUACUGUGGUAGGCAUGAUUUGUGUUUGAUUCACUACUAUGCUAACUGUGCAAAAGGCACAUUGUUCCCCACACUGUAUAAAAUAUUUAAUAGCAAAUCAUGCAGGGAAUUUGUGUAUUACUGACUCCUUUUUUUUUCUUAUACAGUAUUCUACAGAACAUACAUUUUAUGAAACUAACAAAUAUAUGUGCUGUUGUUCCUUUGAGUUGGUCUUUUAUUUCUUCUGAGGUCUGAACUGACCUUUUUAGUUAAGAAAACUGAAGUUUCUUUUUUAGUGUCUCACGGACACAAAAUACCACAGUCUCUACUGAUCUUAGUGACUUUUCCAAUUGUUUGUGUGGUGGUGUCUUGUUUACUAUUAACUCACUUAAAAUGAAUGGCAGAAUCUUAAUCUUACCAAAUCAUUGUGCAAUUGUAGUUUCAGUUCUUUUUUUAAUGUACUGUUCUGCUUUCUGGUGUCCAUUUUUGCGCUGAUGAAUCUUGAAACU
Pygoscelis adeliae (Adelie penguin) is the source of this 3295-nucleotide messenger RNA. It is a transcript of the gene PARP11, whose product is annotated as poly (ADP-ribose) polymerase family, member 11. Bases 52 to 1044 code for a protein of 330 amino acids. The record is from RefSeq and is a predicted model, not a curated record. Lineage: Eukaryota; Metazoa; Chordata; Aves; Sphenisciformes; Spheniscidae. Gene Ontology annotation, molecular function: NAD+ poly-ADP-ribosyltransferase activity. The transcript is spliced from 8 exons.